GCUUUUUGGGGGUUUUCUUUAAGCUUUCGGUUUUUAAUGUUUUAUUGCUUUGGUUGACAUUUCUGUGUUUAUGACCUGCAGGGCUUCUGCAGCUCCCUUGAGGCUGAACCAUCAUAUUUGCAUUGGAUACAAGCAGCUCUAAAACAUUAUUGAAUUUCUUCUUUAAACUCAUCGACUUGUUUUAUUGUUAUUGCAGUACGAAAAGCAUAAUUAUGGGUUUUUAGGCGCGUUGUUUCCUUUACGCACUUCCUUCCCGAGCAUCUGUCUCCCAAUCCAUCAAAUGCCCCCCACUGAAGGUUCUUAUCGGUCUUUGAUUUUAGGCGGUAUAAAAGAGCCGACCGGCUCUCCGGUCUGCAGACGAGGCAUCAUCUUUCUUCAAGGUGAACAUCUCAUCCCAUCCUCACAGGUACUUUUUAUUUUUGCUGUGCACGAGGAAUAUCUCGCAUGCAUUUCUAACAGAUUUUUCUCUUUUUUUACACCCCCCCCCAUCUUCUUGUUGCAGAAAUGUCCAGAAAAGUUAUUUUGGUCUUUGCGCUGUUGGUGGCGUUGAUCACCUCCGACUCUGCGGCCUCGCCUCAGAGCGCCGCGGCCGGGCAGGCGAAGGGAGCGGACGUCCUGCAGCGGCUCCUGGCCAAGAGGGAGGAAGCGAGGGAGGCGUCGGCGACCCGGGCGGAGAGACGGGCGCACCUGUCCGAAGACGAGCGGGAGAUAAUGACCAAGCAGGUCAUGCAAGCCAUCGCAGAGGUGAUGAACUCUGACUGCAUGCUGGGCCGCGACUACCAGGGCUGGGUGGACUUCGGACGCAGGGACGCAGAGGAGUGAAGGGGGGGACGGCGACUCAGUCCUGGUUUUUGUUCACGAUGUACAGAAAAAGUUCAGGCUUGAAAAUGUAUAAAUAAAGAUCUUUGCAGAACGAUCUCUGCGGUCUGGACUGAUUCCAUCUUCGCUGAAAGACCUUGGAUGAAAAUGUACGUUUGUUUCUUUAAUUCUCAGGUGGUAAAACACACACUGACACAGAGAUGGCAGACUACAGCGGAAAGCAGUGCAGAGAAACAGGAAUUUUGGCAUAUUUAAGUCAAAAACUAAUCACAACGUUGCGUUUAUGAUUUCUUCCCUUUUAAAUCCACAGUAUCCUAUGCCGUUUCUUUUUCUUUCUUUUUUGCUACAUUUGAUUGUUCUGAAUGUUCAAACAUUAAAAGACUGAAAAAUCAUUCUUAAUGCCCAGAAA
Poecilia latipinna (sailfin molly) is the source of this 1228-nucleotide messenger RNA. RefSeq names its product cholecystokinin. The coding region runs from base 505 to 822 and encodes 105 amino acids. Gene Ontology annotation, biological process: digestion. Gene Ontology annotation, cellular component: extracellular region; axon. The transcript has 2 exons. Lineage: Eukaryota; Metazoa; Chordata; Actinopteri; Cyprinodontiformes; Poeciliidae. The record is from RefSeq and is a predicted model, not a curated record. Gene Ontology annotation, molecular function: neuropeptide hormone activity.